This is a messenger RNA of Penaeus chinensis, 687 nucleotides long. RefSeq lists its product as uncharacterized. NCBI's taxonomy places the organism in Eukaryota, Metazoa, Arthropoda, Malacostraca, Decapoda, Penaeidae. The record is from RefSeq and is a predicted model, not a curated record. The coding region runs from base 104 to 616 and encodes 170 amino acids. The transcript is spliced from 2 exons.
GGAGGGGCAGUGUAUCCCUCUGCCCCCGCCCAGUACAGCUUCCAGUGGGACGUCAACGACGGCCCCUCCCGCAACUUCUACGGCCACGGCGAGGAGAGGCAGAAUGACAACACGCAGGGAAGGUACUACGUGCAGCUUCCCGACGGACGCCGCCUGGUGGUCGAGUACUUCGUGGACAGCGCCGGCUUCCACCCCACCGUGUCGUUCGAGGGCGAGAUCACGACCGGAGGCCAGGGCCAGUAUGGCCAAGGACAGGGCGGAGGCGGAGGCGGAGGCGGAGGAGCAGGAGGACAGGGAGGUGGCGGUCAGUACGGAGGUCAGGGCGGAGGCUCCGGAGGGUUCGGCCAAGGUCAAGGGUCAGGAUUCUCGGGCUCGGGGGCUGGGUCGAAGCCGUCCCUGGCCUACGGGACGCCCUCCAAGUAAGCGGGCGGAGGGUGGCCGCCCUCAGGGCAUCGGCGGCGGAUCCUUCGGAGGCGCAGCUGCUCUGUUUUCUGCAGUGCGCGAGGCUAAGGCGAUUCAUGAGAAAAUUAGUCAGCAUAGUCUCAGAUUCCUUCUUUUUUAUUCUGUUUGUUCUGUUUUGCUUCGUUUUUGUUGUUAUUGUUAUUAUAUUACUUGAGUGGCGUGGAAAGUGGACUUUUAGCGGCUUAUUGAAAUAAAAGCAGAGAGUUAAACGAAUGAUUAUAAAAA